This is a messenger RNA of Ostrinia nubilalis (European corn borer), 5073 nucleotides long. RefSeq names its product transmembrane 9 superfamily member 2 (gene TM9SF2). The coding region runs from base 162 to 2165 and encodes 667 amino acids. NCBI's taxonomy places the organism in Eukaryota, Metazoa, Arthropoda, Insecta, Lepidoptera, Crambidae. Gene Ontology annotation, cellular component: membrane. The record is from RefSeq and is a predicted model, not a curated record. The transcript has 9 exons. Gene Ontology annotation, biological process: protein localization to membrane.
ACGUUCUGACAUUUGCAGACAUUUGUGUGUACGAAAGCUGGGAAUAAAUUGUGAAAAUCCAAAUAAACUCCCUACUUAUUGUUAACUCUCUCUUUAUUACUCGAUUAUGAGGAAUUCAAUAACUUGCGCUUGCGACUUAUGAUAGUAUUGGCUUGUUUAACAUGACGGAAAUGAUUCGUAACAUCAUGUCCCUCUCGUAUGCGGUAUGCGCAUUAUUUCUGUUGACGCCUAUUACAGCAUUUUAUUUGCCGGGCCUAGCUCCUGUGAACUACUGUAAAGCCGGAGAAGACAAUGGGAAGUCCUGCAAGAAUGAAAUUCCUCUUUACGUAAACAGACUGAACACAGAAGAAUCAGUUAUACCCUUCGAGUACCACCACUUCGAUUUCUGUCUUUCUGAUGAGACGCAGUCGCCAGUCGAGAAUCUCGGCCAAGUGGUUUUCGGGGAACGUAUUCGUCCGAGUCCUUAUAAGAUAAAUUUCCUGGAGAAUACUAACUGUAAGGCGGUAUGUUCGAGGGAAUACAAAGCAUCCAACACAGAAGAUGUCAAGAAACUGAAUCUAUUGAAAAUGGGCAUGGCUCUGUACUACCAACACCACUGGAUCCUGGAUAACAUGCCGGUCACAUGGUGCUACCUUGUGAAUGAGGGAGGCAAGACAUACUGUAGUACUGGAUUCCCAAUGGGUUGUCAAGUUCGACGUGAUGCUGACUUUUGCUCACCAAUAGUGACCGUACCUCCAGGCCAAGAAGUCGGUGCAUAUUAUCUAUUUAAUCAUGUAGAUCUAGAGAUCACAUAUCACAGUGGCGGAGAUGAGGACUGGGCUGUUGGGUUUGGGGAUAAUGGGGGACGAAUAAUCUCAGCUAAGAUUAAACCUGCCAGCAUUAACCACCCAAAGAAAGACAACCUAGACUGUUCGGUCCACAACAACCCACUUGAGAUACCGAAGUCCUUCACUGGAGACGACACCUUUAAUGUUGUGUACACGUACCGUGUGACGUUUAUCAAGAACAACACCAUCAAAUGGUCGUCCAGAUGGGACUAUAUUCUGGAGUCGAUGCCACAGACUAACAUACAGUGGUUCUCCAUUCUAAACUCUCUUGUAAUUGUACUGUUCCUGAGUGGAAUGGUUGCCAUGAUACUGCUAAGGACGUUGCAUAAAGAUAUAGCUAGAUACAACCAAAUGGAAUGUGGAGAAGAUGCCCAGGAGGAAUUCGGUUGGAAAUUGGUACAUGGUGAUGUGUUCAGACCACCUCGACGAGGAAUGCUGCUUGCUGUGUUCCUUGGUUCUGGUUCACAGGUGUUCGGCAUGACGCUAGUGACGUUAGCUUUCGCGUGCCUCGGCUUCCUGUCCCCGGCCAACCGGGGGGCGCUGAUGACGUGUGCUCUAGUAGCGUGGGUGCUGCUGGGCGCUGCCGCGGGCUACGUCAGCGCGCGCAUCUACAAGAGCUUCGGCGGCCGCCGCUGGAAGAGCAACAUCCUGCUGACGUCGAUGGUGUGCCCGGGCGUGGUGUUCUCGCUGUUUUUCAUAAUGAACCUGGUGCUGUGGGGCAAGGGUUCGUCGGCGGCGAUCCCGUUCUCGACGCUGGUGGCGUUGUUAGCGCUGUGGUUUGGCGUGUCCGUGCCGCUCACCUUCAUCGGCGCUUACUUCGGAUUUAGGAAGAGGAUCCUGGACCACCCGGUGCGCACGAACCAGAUCCCGCGUCAGAUCCCGGAGCAGUCCCUGUACACGCAGCCCGUGCCCGGCGUGGUGAUGGGCGGCGUGCUGCCCUUCGGGUGCAUCUUCAUCCAGCUGUUCUUCAUCCUCAACUCGCUGUGGUCUAGCCAGAUGUACUACAUGUUCGGUUUCCUGUUCCUCGUGUUCGUGAUCCUGGUGAUCACGUGCUCGGAGACCACCAUCCUGCUGUGCUACUUCCACCUGUGCGCCGAGGACUACCACUGGUGGUGGCGCGCCUUCCUCAGCUCGGGCUCCACGGCCGGCUAUCUCUUCGUCUACUGCUGCCACUACUUCUUCACAAAACUCAACAUCGAAGACGCGGCCUCCACUUUCUUAUACUUCGGGUACACCUUCAUCAUGGUAUUCUUAUUCUUCCUUCUCACCGGCACCAUCGGGUUCAUGGCCUGCUUCUGGUUCGUGAGGAAGAUAUACAGCGUGGUCAAGGUGGAUUAAGGCUAGGUUGUAGGCGACACGAGUCUGAGGCUGCUCAGCUCCGAACGCGGCGUUUGACAGCGAUUUGACCGUUAUACGGCGCGGUUUGUUGUGUCUCUGGUCGUUUUUUGACAUUGUGAAAUUAUUGUCUAUGGUCAAACACUUGUAGGUCUGACCACUAGGGUGGCUACUUGAUUUUACCCUAAUAUUAGUGUGGUUCAUCCAAACUGGAAUACACAGAUAUUAAAAAACUAUUUAUUUCAUUAUUAUACAUUUAUUAUUACGAUCGUAAACCACAAACCAGAGACAAUUGCCGUUUUCUUGCUCAAAUCCCUGUCAAAUUGCCUGUGUGAUUAUUAGAUGGAGCCAUAUUUAGUCUGUGGACCGUGUGGUCAUUGAGCGGUGCGUUGGUGCAGCGGUAGUGACGCGAAAGGUCGGCUUUAUGUAAGCGAGAGCUCGAUUUAGUGAGGGGUUGUUGUCGAAACGUCUCAUUUAUUUUAAAGUUACAUGUCUGAAAAUAAACUCGCACUGCUUGUGACAGUCUUUUGUACGUUUAAAUUGUAUUUUAAUUACAAUUCAAAUUUAAAAUUACAUGAUGUACGGGAUGGAUUUUGACAGAAAAAUAAUAAUCAGUUACUAUUCUGGGAUGAAAAGCACUGAAUAUAGACUUCCCAUUUUUUCAAACUUCAGUGCAGAGUGAAUUCGCUGUACAAUUUUUCAAACCUAUCCCUUACAUCCUGAAUUUGACAAUCAUUGAACUUAUUUUCCCUUGUAGUCUCCUAAAAGGAAAGAGAUCAAGGCAUUUGUUCAAAGGGCUAUCCUGACCAUAUUACCAGGAACGUCAAGUUUGACUGCAUUAAGAUGUCCUCUGAUAUCGGCUUUAAAGCCGUGUGCUGGCUGGCUGUUGGAACGGUUAAUAGAUCGGCAGUAUACUGAUACUUUACACCACUGGGUGAUAGUGGUUGGUAAGCCAGUGAGGUAUGACCGACUAAUUUAACCCAACUGCGUGAUUCACUACUGAAAACUAAACUACAACUUCCUUCUCGACUACUUACUAUUUUUCUACAACAUAUUAUGCCUUCUGAAUCCCACAUAACUUCUACGACUAUUAGUUUACUACAUUUAUAAUUUAGUUAGGGUUUUUUUUAAUACCUACAUUAUAUUAUAAUUUUGUAUCAAUUUAUAAUUUGCAUAAUUUUAUAAGCAAGGAUUAAGAUUUCGGGGGACUUACAUUGUCGCUAUCGAAAUUCUCGAUAGUGGGAAUAGAGAAACCAACAUCUUCAUCAGUGAGCUUAGGUGUAGAAUGAGUUCUAAGCUAAGAAUGAAUAGAGUUUUGAGCGUCAUUUCAUAAUAACCACCACCAACUCUCUCUCUCUUAGUUCAAAUUAGACAAUAAUAAGCCAUCAACAUCAAAUAAUUAGAUUUAUAGAACUUAGAAAAUAAUGGGUAAUUAAACAAUCUUCAAGAAUUCUUGAAGGUAUUUUUAAAACAAGUGAUCUCUUGGUUACAGCACAGCAUUGUUUCUUGUAAAUAAUGUUUUUAAUUCCGCAAGGGCAUUGAAUUAGUCGGUCGUACUAAAAUGUAGGCUUUUGAACCGAAUCACGAAAGGUUAUGCUACGAGUGCCCUAGUAGCGCCGUCCUUAGGAAAGGGCGAUGGCAGAAUAAAGGUCGUCGACCACUUGACUGGUUAACGGACUUAACAUGUAACGGACGAAAGAUUUUAUCGAAAAUCUUUCAAUGAAAUAAAGUACGCAGAAUUUAGAGAAAAAUUUUCAAUAGUCUUACGUCGCUGCUUGUGCCUACAGGGCUCAGAGUCGGAUGAGCGAGGACCUUUAUGUGAGAGACUGCUGUACACAAUGUGAUUAACUGUAUAAAUUUUUAUUUAUAUAUCCAAAAUAAGUCGAUAGUCACGUGAGGUAUUUUUAGUUAACGUUCAGUUUUCGUAUAUUUACUUGUUAGUCGUUAGCUGUAAAUAAGUUUUAAAAGAAUGAAAUGGCAAUCAAAUUUAUUUUUGCUUAUUGAUUAGGUGGUAAGGGUGAUCAAAAAUUUCCACUGGUAUGCAAUAGUACUUAAAGAAAGGGGAUUGAGUAACAUUAUCGACACAAAUGGAACUAUUGUCGAAGUAUUACGGGAAGGUAUGAAUUAAAUUUUUUGUAGAUUACAUUAUUAUUAUAGUUCUUUACACCUUUUAAAUCAAAUUAAUGUGUAUAGUAUUUGUUAAGGUAGUAUUCGAAUAUACAAGAUUUUCUGUUGCGAUCGCUUAUUGAAUAUGUAUCGAUUGUACAUUUUACACGCGCGAAUGAUUUUCGUGGCAUUUCAAGGAGCGCGCGAUAUACGCGAAUCACGAAAUAAAGGACAUUGCACACGAGUACACGAUAUGCAUUUAUGUAGAAAAUUAUAUUUUGUCAUUAACGCGUUAUGCGUAUAGUUAAAACGCCAUUUUGGGUUUUAUGGAUGAUUUUUAAUAACCAGUGAAUAUACCUACUUAUAACGAAUCUAUUUAUUUAUAAUGACAUGGUAAACUAUUAACCACUUUGAAAUGUAAUUGUAGUUAAGGUCAAUUGGGAAAACUUGUCCUGAAGCAGGUUGAUGUUUAUUGAUGACUCGGAAGAUUCGAAUUCUAUUUAAUAUUAGUUUCAUAUCAGGCAGGACUUUCAUUUGUGUCUGUUAUUCUGGUCUCUUGUUUAAUGUAUAAAAUUAAAUUUGGAUGUAACUACUAACCACACACCACAUAAGACAAUGUUCGUUGCACACCUAUUUGAUAAACCACGUUAUUAAGUAAUUUUAAUUUUAUUUAGUUGUUUUAAUUUAAUAUUACUGUGUGUCCAUAUCAUACAUUAUUUUCAUGAGAUAUUAAAAUGUUUUAAAAGUAAUUAUGCUUGAUUAAAACAGUUGAAUGUAUGUAAACAAUAAAUGUACUAUUUUAUAA